Messenger RNA from Panicum hallii, 1532 nucleotides. Its product is annotated as geranylgeranyl pyrophosphate synthase 7, chloroplastic-like. The transcript has a single exon. Gene Ontology annotation, molecular function: prenyltransferase activity. Gene Ontology annotation, biological process: isoprenoid biosynthetic process. The coding region runs from base 8 to 1204 and encodes 398 amino acids. Lineage: Eukaryota; Viridiplantae; Streptophyta; Magnoliopsida; Poales; Poaceae. The record is from RefSeq and is a predicted model, not a curated record.
CCCGAAGAUGGUUGCAAGCCCGAGUCCCAACACACCUCUCUUUCUCUCUACCAGUCUCCGUCUCCACUUCUCCCUGGUAGGCCGAGACACUCGACGCGUGCACAUGGACAGGUUGGCAUCCUGCUUCAUCCAGCACGGAGCACCAUCCCAAAGCUUCAAGCUCUACAGUCUUCAAAGACGACCAUCCACUUCGCUGCUCAGGCGAUCCGUUCCCAUCGUCCGGUGCGCCGCGGCCCAUGCUUCCACUGCCGCCAAAGCCACGAGCGUCGACGUCGUCAAUGGCAGCGGCAACGGCGGCGGCGGCGGCGGCUUCGACUUCGAGACCUACCUGUCGGCCAAGGCCAAGGCCGUGCACGACGCGCUGGACGUCGCCCUGCGGGACCUGCGGUGCCCCGCGUCCCUGAGCGCGUCCAUGCGCUACUCCGUCCUGGCGGGCGGCAAGCGCCUCCGCCCCGCGCUGGCCAUCGCCGCGUGCGAGCUCGCGGGCGGGCUGGCGGCCGCGGCGACCCCCGUGGCCUGCGCCGUCGAGAUGAUCCACACCGCGUCGCUCAUCCACGACGACAUGCCGUGCAUGGACGACGGCGCGCUCCGGCGCGGGCGGCCCUCGAACCACGUCGCCUUCGGCGAGCCCACGGCGCUGCUGGCGGGGGACGCGCUCCUGGCGCUCGCGUUCGAGCACGUGGCCCGGGGCAGCGCAGCCGCCGGCGUCCCCGCGGACCGCGCCCUCCGCGCCGUCAUGGAGCUGGGCAGCGCGGCGGGCGUGGGCGGCGUCGCGGCAGGGCAGGUCGCGGACAUGGAGGCCGAGGGGGACCCCUCCGUGGGCCUGGCGGCGCUGGAGUACAUCCACGUGCACAAGGCGGCGCGGCUGGUGGAGGCCGCGGCGGUGUCGGGCGCCAUCGUCGGGGGAGCCGGGGACGCCGAGGCCGAGCGCGUCCGCCGGUACGCGCACUUCCUGGGCCUCCUGAGCCAGGUGGUGGACGACGUGCUGGACGUGACGGGCACGUCGGAGCAGCUCGGGAAGACGGUCGGCAAGGACGCGGCCGCCGGGAAGGCCACGUACCCGCGGCUGCUGGGCCUGGAGGGCGCGCACGCGUACGCGGGCGAGCUCGUCGCCAAGGCCGAGGCGGAGCUCGACGGGUUCGACGCCGCCGGCGCCGCGCCGCUACGGCACCUCGCUCGGUUCAUGGCGUACCGACAGCACUGAAGACUGAACGUGACGCGUUCGUUGACGACCUCGCUGAAGCGACGAGCGAGGCAGUUGUGGGCUUCUGUCAGAUCGAGUGCCUUUGCCAGCCCAAAGGCUAUAUGGGCUUUCAAGUGGGCUGUAGUUUUAGCCCAUACCUUCCAGCCCAAUCCAGUUAGCGGCCUACUAAAUUUGAGUUCGUUUCCGGCUCGUCACGGACCGGAGCUGUAGUGGGCUCCGGACUGUGGAGGGCUAUGGGCUUUCUGCUGAAGCUUUUUGUAAGUGCCAGUUCGUUGUUCCGUCACGAGUAAACGGUUGCGCUCCCACGAGCACAAAGAUUCUUCGUCCA